This is a messenger RNA of Quercus lobata, 2007 nucleotides long. Its product is annotated as ATP-dependent DNA helicase pif1-like. The record is from RefSeq and is a predicted model, not a curated record. Gene Ontology annotation, biological process: DNA repair; telomere maintenance. NCBI's taxonomy places the organism in Eukaryota, Viridiplantae, Streptophyta, Magnoliopsida, Fagales, Fagaceae. Gene Ontology annotation, molecular function: DNA helicase activity. Bases 1 to 2007 code for a protein of 668 amino acids. The transcript has a single exon.
AUGCCACUCAAUGUUAUUAAAGGAGCUAGAUCAUUUAAGGAAAUACGAACUAUAAAUAAUGUUGUAUAUCCAACUUUCAGAUCAACAUGUUAUGCACUUGGUUUGCUUGAUGAUGAUAAAGAGUGGCACGAAGCUUUGAAUCAUGCAUCGUACUGGACUUCAGGAAAACAAUUACGAGAACUUUUUGUCACAAUGUUGAUUUUUUGUGAGGUUGCAGAUCCAUAUAAAUUAUGGAUUUCAAAUUGGCAGUUGUUAUCUGAGGACAUUCUGCAUCGUCAAAGAAUAGUUUUACAAUAUGACAACCUACAUCUUGAUGACUCUCAAUUACAAAACUACGCAUUAUGUGAAAUUGAACAGAUUUUGGUAAAGAGUGACAGGUCUUCGCACAAAUUUGAGUCAAUACCAUAUCCAAAUACAUUACUUCUCAGACAAAGUAACAAUAGAGUAUUACAAGAAGAAUUGGAUUAUGAUAGAAACUCUUUGGCAGCAGAACAUAUUAAACUUUUUUCUGUUCUUAAUAUUGAUCAAAGACAGGUAUAUGAUGAAGUAAUUUAUUCUGUUUCAGAGAAUAAAGGUGGCUUCUUUUUUGUUUAUGGGCAUGGAGGAACUGGAAAGACUUAUCUUUGGAAAACUAUUAUAUGCCGAUUGCGCUCAGAAGGGAAGAUAGUCAUUGCAAUUGCAACAUCUAGAAUUGCUGCAUUAUUGUUGCCUGGAGGGAGAACAGCUCAUUCAAGAUUUCAAAUACCAAUAAAUGUAACAGACAGUUCAACUUGUGGUAUUAAACAAGGUUCACAAAUUGCAGAACUUAUGACAAAAGCAAGUCUUAUAAUUUGGGAUGAAGCUCCUAUGGCACACCGAAAUUGUUUUGAAGCUGUUGAUCGGUCAUUAAGAGAUAUAUUACGUUUUUCUAACCCAAAUAGUGGGGAGACACCUUUUGGAGGAAAAACUAUUGUUCUUGGUGGUGAUUUCAGACAAAUAUUACCAGUGGUAUCAAAAGCACGAAGAGAACAAAUAGUUGAAGCAUCAAUUAAUAAGUCAUCAUUAUGGAGCAGUUGCAAAGUUUUCAUUUUGACAAUAAAUAUGAGGUUGACACAAAACCCAGGUGAUACUACAGCAAGGGAAUUUACUGAAUGGAUGUUGAAAAUUGGUGAUGGUGAACUUAGUAAUAGUGAAGGUGAAGCAUUGAUUGAAGUACCGUAUGAUUUACUAAUUCAGCCUGGUGCUCAUCCUUUCAACGAUAUUGUAAAAGCUACCUAUCCUGAUUUCGAUACAAAAUUCAACGAUUCUAAGUAUUUAGAAGAGAGAGCAAUUUUAGCUCCAACGAAUGAAGUGGUAGAAGACAUAAAUGAUUACAUGAUUGAUUUUAUUAAUGUUGAUGAAGAGACAUAUCUUAGUGCAGAUUCAUUAUGUAAAGCUUCAAGCAACAUUCUAGACCAAGACGUCAUGUAUCCAAUAGAGUUUCUCAAUUCAUUGAAGUUCCCUGGUAUUCCAAACCAUAAACUCAGAUUGAAAGUAGGUCUGCCAAUAAUGUUACUGCGAAAUUUAAACCAAAGUAAUGGACUUUGUAAUGGUACUAGACUUUUAGUCACUCAAUUAUCAAAAUGGGUUUUGGAAGCUCAAAUAAUAUCAGGAACUCAUAUUGGAGAAAAAGUGUGUAUUCCAAGAAUAGUCUUAUCCCCUUCUGAUUCCAAAUGGCCCUUUGUACUGAAAAGAAGGCAGUUUCCAGUAUCUGUUUGCUUUGCUAUGACAAUUAAUAAGAGCCAAGGUCAAUCUCUGCAACGUGUUGGACUUUAUUUAGAUAGACCAGUUUUCAGUCAUAGACAAUUAUAUGUUGCCGUAUUCAGAGUUACAAGUAAAGAUGGCCUUAGGAUACUCAUUGUAGAAAAUGAUAAUGGUGAUCGUUUUCAUACAAAAAAUAUUGUCUACAAAGAAAUAUUUGAUAAUUUGCCUAAAGGUAACACAUACUGUUUAUUAAUAUUAUUUCAGGUUGUUGAUAAUGUAAACUAG